Dujonia railenensis is the source of this 1824-nucleotide messenger RNA. The record is from the annotation of a GenBank genome assembly. Lineage: Eukaryota; Fungi; Ascomycota; Pichiomycetes; Serinales; Debaryomycetaceae.
AUGGCUCCUGUCGAGAAUGGAUUGACUUCAUUAUCCCCGUAUGGUCUUCCUGUAUUGAGUAAAUCUAUAACAUCGAUUCUUAAACCUUUACCGUUUGAGAAGAGCCGAAGUGAAGAGAAAAAUUCAGACAGUAACGAAAUCAGCCUCCCUGGGUUGAAGAUCCCAGUGUUUAAAAAUAGUAGUAUUUUACAGAUUAUCAACUCUAAUAAUUCUAAAAUAAGAGCUGAUGAUCGCAUAGGUCAAGUAGGAAAAAGAAAUAAUGUAAAUAAGCUGGAAAACGGCUCAUCUUUAGCUGAGAUAGAGCCGGAGAGUGAGAGCGUCGCAGUAAAUGAUGAUAUGGAAGUUGACGAUAGCGUUGGGCCUAAGUAUUAUUUAGAAAUUGAGAGCUUUGUGCCCAGAAACCUUCAACAACAAGUCACUACAUUAAUAAUUAAAGGAUUUCCCAGUGUUAAGAAGACUGCCAUUGAAAAAAUCUUAGGCUUAAUCACCAGUUCCCAUAUCCAAUGGUCUAUCAUAAAUUUCGAAAUAAUAGAACGUAGGCUCUUAUUCAUUCGAUUUGAAAGCAUAUUGAACUUGCAUGCGCUUAUGGUUAAGUUGAAUAAACUAGAGGAGCAUUUGGAGAAUUUAAAGAUAUUUGUAGAUCCCAAAGUUGAAGAGUACAUUCUGAAGUUGAGCCCAAAUGAAACCAUUGAGGGCACCAGUUUGGAGGACGAGCAAUUGAUCUUAAAGAUCAAUAGAAUCAUAAAAAGUCCUAAAAAUCAAGAGAAAUCUUCUACAAAAGGUUCAGGAACUGAAGACUUAGAUGCGGUUAUGUCUUAUUUUAACACAUAUAAAGUUGAAGAUGCAGAAUUGGUUGAUGUACCGAAUGAUAUGAAGAGUGGGAUAGUAAAAGAUAUAAUAAAGUUUAGGUCCAAGGUGUUGAAGAUUGAGAAGGAGCGUCGUAAGAAGGAAAUAGAACAGGAGCGCCAGAAGGCGAAGUCAAAGCUAAAGAAAUUGUUUCUUGAGAUUCUGUCAAAUGAAAAGGCUGGUGAUAUUGAGAUGGAUGUUGAUGCGGAAGAUGACGAGAAUAGUAUCGAUGAUGAAUAUUCGACAUUAAAUGAUGCUGAAUAUGACGAGUUGAUGCAAAAUAAGCUUCAGAAAGACAAAGAUACAGAAUAUGAGAAAGAGUUGAAAGCAAUGAAGGAUUUGGAAAAGUACAAAAAGACCGUGCUUGAGCAAAAAUUGGCCAGUCUUAGAGAUUACGAGAACGACCUUGUGGAAAAUAAGUUGAAAUACAUAGAUGACUUUAAGAGCUUUAACGACUAUGAUCUCCAGCAAUAUGGUAGUAUAACAAGCAAACUUUACUAUACUAACCAUUCCGAAUACCUUAGGAAUAGAACUAAGGAAAGAGCGAAGGAAGAAAAACUAGAUCUACUUGAUGAAGCAGAAGAACAAAAGGAAAGAGAGGAAGAGAGGAAAACAUCGGUGGUUCCAAAGACUACCAUCAUUCCUGUUGGUGUAAUGCCAACCACAUCAGAAUCUGCAAGUCCAAAGAAUGGAUUUGCACAAGGCAAAGAUUCAGCAGUCUCAGGCACUUCACUCUCCAUCUCCUCGUUGCCAGCUUCUACACAAUCUUCCAUCAAGGACAAGAUUUCAAACCUUAUAGAGGAAUACCUUGGUCUCAAGGAAGAUUCGCUCAUUGAUUUUGUUUUCGAUCAUCUAUUGGAGAAUAACCUUUCCAAAAGAGAAAGUUUGACUGAAGAACUUGCUGAAACUUUAGAUGACGACGCACAAGUGGUGGUUGAUGACCUUUGGAAGUUCAUAAACGAAGUCUCCUCGAAUUAA